Molecule: messenger RNA, 1302 nt
Organism: Paramisgurnus dabryanus
Lineage: Eukaryota; Metazoa; Chordata; Actinopteri; Cypriniformes; Cobitidae
Gene: r3hdml
Product: R3H domain containing-like
Source: RefSeq, a predicted model, not a curated record
UUACAGAGUUGGCCCAGUAAAAACUCCCAGCCACACAUGUCAGAAAAGUUGUUUGCAAAGGCCAAGUGAAGAUCCUCCGAGCUGCUCUCCUCACCAGGCUGUGCAACAGCUCUCAAAUCACUUCUGAAGCCAACAGAAGGCAGAAAGAUGAAUCCGUUGCUCUUUGCUGCCAUCCUGUGGGCACUCUCAUACACGACGGUAUCCAGUGCAACAGAGCUGCUUCAUCUCAAUGAGGUUUCCUUUGAGGAUACAAUGACUCCGAGAAACAGUAGUGACCUCGGUUUACCUCAUUCCCGGAGGAAACGUUAUAUCUCCAGCAGAGACAUGAGAGCUUUACUGGAUUAUCACAACCGUGUGCGGUCACAGGUCUUCCCACACGCAUCCAACAUGGAAUAUAUGGUGUGGGAUGAAAGAUUGGCUAAAUCUGCAGAGUCUUGGUCCUCACAGUGCAUAUGGGAUCAUGGUCCACCUCAUGUUUUGCGACACACAGGACAGAACUUGUCCGUUAUUUCUGGAAGAUACAGGUCAAUCAUAGACCUUGUAAAAUCCUGGUAUGAUGAAAGACACUCUUUCUCCUAUCCAAACAGAUGUACUGGCUUUGUCUGUUCACACUACACUCAGAUGGUGUGGGCCACCAGUAAUAAGAUUGGGUGUGCUAUCAACAGGUGUUCAAACAUGUAUGUGUUUGGGAGCACAUGGAAACAAGCCACCAUACUGGUCUGCAACUAUUCUAUCAAGGGAAACUGGGUCGGAGAGGCUCCAUAUAAGACAGGAAAACCAUGCUCUGCCUGUCCUUCCAGCUAUAGAGGAUCAUGCAAUAAAAACCAGUGUGAUUGCAGAUCAAGAUCUAGAAAAGGUCCAAAUGGUUUUAGAGACUUCUAAAAUAAACACAAUACAGAACAUGCACAUUUUUAAAAAAAUAUUAAAUAUCAAAACAUCAAAAGGAGCCGAAAGGAGCGAAUUUUUUUUAUUUAAAAUGUGAUGCAGUAAACCACCAAGACAUCAUUUAUAUGGGGCAUUUUUUAAUUAUCAAAUUAAUUAUUCUUUGUUUUUAAAUAUUUCACAGCACUAUACUGUGCACAAAUGGUCCCCGGUUGUCACUGGGGCGGUACUCUUUCUAAAAGUAGAGGUAUUGGUACCAAACAUAUACAUUAUUGAUACAGUCUCAGUGCAUCUCUAAAUUCAAUAUUGAGUCAACUGUUGUUAUCACCACAUCAAUUUUGUUACUUUUUUUUGUAUUUUUAUAUCUUUGAUUUUAUAUUUUAGUUGUUUCCUGUUUUCUUUAAGACUACGUUCUGUUUG